Molecule: messenger RNA, 1008 nt
Organism: Cordyceps militaris CM01
Lineage: Eukaryota; Fungi; Ascomycota; Sordariomycetes; Hypocreales; Cordycipitaceae
Product: thiamine pyrophosphokinase-related protein
Exons: 2
Coding region: 1-1008 (335 amino acids)
Molecular function (GO): 8-oxo-dGDP phosphatase activity
Source: RefSeq, a predicted model, not a curated record
AUGACGACCUCAACCGACGGGCAGCCUCUUCCGUCCCUCCUCGACCUCAUCACCAAAGUCGACAAUCUCCCUCUCGACUUUUCCCCUACCAACUGCAGCCCCUACUACCGGUUCCUCGUCGCACCUGACCCCCGCCCCCAUGGCUUCAUCCACCCGACCACCGUCUCCCGCCUCCCGUGGCCACCGGCCUUCGCCAUCGCCCACGCCGCCGCCACCGUCACCCUAGCCGCGCCCACGGCCGCCCUCGCCAACGCCGCGCUCCAGGACGCCGUCGACGCCGCCCUCGCCUGCGGCCGCUUCCCCACCCUCAACGGCCUGCACAGCGAGCCCUUUCGCAUCCCUGGCGUCCGCAACGCCGCCUACCCGGACCAGCCGUCCCUGCUCCGCGUUGAGCGCUUCGCCGCCGCGCUCUUCGGCAUCAACACGCGCGGCGCCCACCUCACCGCCUACGUGCGGGAUUCCACCACUGGCGCCGUCGCCGGCGUCUGGGUCGCCCGCCGCAGCGCCUCGCUCUACACCUACCCAGGUAUGCUCGACAGCGCCGUCGCCGGUGGCGUCAAGGCCGAUGACGACCCGCUCGACUGCAUGCUCGCCGAGUCCGAGGAGGAGGCUCGCUUGCUGCCCGCCAUCGUCGCCCCGCGGCUCCGGCCCGCCGGCGUUGUCACCCUCGCGAACCGAAACCCGCGCACCGCGUUGGUCCACGGCGAGAUUCUCUACGUCUACGACCUGGAUCUCUCGCCGCCAGCUGCCGGCGACGACGCGGCCGCGCUGGGUUUGGUGCCGCUGCCGGGCGAUGACGGCGAGGUGGACGAGUUUAUGCUCAUGGACUGGCAAGAGGUGGUGCGGCGCAUGCGCGCGGGCGAGUUCAAGCCCAACGUAUGCGCCGUCAUGAUUGACUUUUUCAUCCGUCAUGGCUUGGUUACGCCUGAGACGGAAGACCAAUACGUAGAGAUAUGCAGCAGGCUACGCAGGAAGCUGCCCAUGCCCACCAAUGCGUUUGAAUCCUGA